AAAAAAAAAAAUAUAUAUAUAUAUAUAAUAAUAAUAAUACAAGGGUGGGGAGAGAAAACUAAGUGCAAUCUGUGUGUGAACAAGUGAGAGGGCAAUUCAGCUGUUUUUUCCUUUGCGUGCACUCAGGAUUGAGAAAGGACAAGUGAGGGAGAGAGUAUACAAGCUUAUGUGUCUGAGUAGGAGAGCUGGAGUGUAAGACGGAGGGAGAGCGCUUUAGCAUGGCUUUUCUCUGCUAUGCUUUUCAGCUCCUCUCUCACUGUAGAAAGAGGCGUGUCCAUGGACCAGUAUAAAGUCCAAGGAGAGCCACUCGUGUUAAGCCAUUCUCAGGAGCGAGUACUUUACACUGCACACCAGCAAGAGGAAGAAAUUGCAGCUGUUAUUUAAAUGCUGCCUUUUGAUGACCUGCUUUGAUUUUGGACACUUGUAGACCCGAUUUUUGGGGGUUUCAUUAGAGGGCGGGCGAGCCUCUGGACUCAAACUCGAAGACAGAGCAAAACUCACCUGAACACAGUGGGUGGAUAUCCUUCCUUCAACUGUUCAUUCCAAAAUAACAAAAAACUUGCUCUGGCACUACAUUUACCAAGCCGAGCUGAUCACGAGCAGGCUCCAAUUUCUGCGCUGUGAAAUUGAAUCAGAGGAACAGAGGGGCAAUACAGCAGAGGCAUUGUGUCCCUGCAAUUGAAACACUAACCAGCUGAAAAUAUCAAAGACCAUCCUGGACAAAGCGUUCCUCUCAAAUCUCCCCAAUUGGUCUGAAAUCUGCAGUUGAAUUAGAAAGUGACCAAAAGCUGCACAACACUCAGAGGAGAGGGAAGCAAAAGGGGAGCAUAAACGAGGGCAAAGGAUUGCUUGCAGGUGCAGGAGCUGCCAUGGUUCGUAGAGGUGGUGUGGGAGUAGCUUCGUCCUGCUGGGGCCUUUGGGCAUUUGGCACCCUGUCGCUGGUGGCAUUGUGCUUGUCGGACCAGGCCAUCCGUUGCCCGGUGUGCUCUGAGGAGAGGCUGGCCAGCUGCCAUCUGCCAGACGGCUGCGAGGAGACUGUGCGGGAGCCCGGCUGCGGCUGCUGCCCCACCUGUGCCCUGCUAAAAGGGGCGCACUGUGGCGUCUACUCGCCUCGAUGUGGCACGGGCCUCCGCUGCUACCCGCCGCGUGGCAUGGAGAGGCCACUGCACUCGCUGAUGCACGGCCAAGGGGUGUGCACUGAUGAGAGGGAGGUGGAGGAGAACUCAGCAAUGGACAGGCAGGAUGAGAUCAUCCCUGACCACCCUAACAACAGCAAUAUCCGCUGCAGUCCACAAGACAAGCGCUGCAUACAGAAGACCCUGGCCCGACACCCUCCAAAAUCCACAAAUCAGAGAAGCAACACUGCCAGAGAGGAGACGAAGGCGGCACUGGCUCCAUGUCGCGCUGAGCUACAGAGAGCGUUGGACAGAUUGGCAUCAAACACUCGCACACAUGAUGAUCUCUUCACCAUCCCCAUCCCCAACUGUGACAAGAACGGAGAUUUCCACCCUAAGCAGUGUCAUCCGGCACGUGAUGGCCAGCGGGGAAGGUGCUGGUGUGUGGAUCAGAAGACGGGCAUGAGGCUGCCGGGCCCACUGGAGCUGCGAGGGGAACUGGACUGCCACCAGUUAAUGACUGCUACCCUGAGGGAAUGAGUAGUGUAUUGGCAGUGGGGGGUGCAGCACCAGCUCAAUUCAACUGGUGCUUAUUAGUAGAACUACACAAGGAAAGGACUUGGCUCUAAAGCCUCGCUUCACCCGAGGCCAGCGGUACUUAGGCCUGAGCAACAAAAAGGAAACCAUUGAAUUGAGUUCUUUUGCUAUUUUGUUUCUGUGUGUGAGAUUAGGUGAUCUCAGAGUCUUUUGAGCACUUGUGUAUUGUUUUUACUAUGUGAACAUAAGAACGAUAGUCUUUAGACACGUGCGCUUUAAAGUUACAGGUGGCAGAAAUUAACCUUCCACAGAUAACUGUUGUAAUUGUGAUCUUUCUUAGAGAGCAACAUGUGUGGUUUUCUCUAGUCUAACUUCAGUAGAGUAUUCUUGGAAGGUAAGAAAAUGCAUUAGCCCCCACCAGAUAAUCAGAACUGAGAAACAGCAGUAGCGGUUAGCAUUUGUUUUGUUUUAUUAUCUCUAGAAAACUUUAUCAAUUGGAAUUACUGCGUCAGGAUAAACCAGAGAAAUCCUCGAUUAAAGGAUCCUGUACUAGUUUUUCCACACGAUUUGUGUAAUUGGUUGUAACGUGUGGCUCUUGUUCUACUGUCCUAUAUGUUGUAAACCCCACCCAUCUGCUAAGUAGGUUAAUACAACGCAAAAACACAAAGUAUAGUUCAGCGACGACACAAGAGUAUCAAUAAAAGAUAGGGAUGAGAAGAUUUCAAUUAAAAACAAAACGGGGACAAAGGAAUGCAACAAUCCCCUGUCUUGAGUUACCAACUGAUACAGUAAGCCAUAGCUUUUCACAACAUUCAGACCAAAGUGAAAAGUGAGAUUAGUUUGAACAACUGUAUCUCUGAAAGGCCAGACUAGAUUUGCUUUUUUGUGUGGUCCAGAGGGACUGGCAGCAGAGCAGGGCUGAGAACUCUGUACACUGCUGAUAGGAUAAUCUUAUUUCUCCAGCUGGUGCUAAAAUGCCAGUGUGACUUUCAUGUUUGUAUGAAUAUGCUUCAACAUGCAGUAUUUCUCUCCAACAGAACUGCUUGACAGAACUUUGGUGGUGCUAUAUACUGAUUGUGCCAAAAUACAAAAGCAAGAAAGAAAAUGGCUUCUGCACUUUUUGGGCAUUGUUAAGGAUUGGAACAGAAGACUGGGAUAUUCAGCAAGUGGAGCAAUUAGCAUCAGCGAGUGUGAGGAUCACGUAAAUGUGUGACUAUCUGCACUAGAUAUUGGCAAAUGCUGCUUUUAAAGUGUGUUUUCAAUGGUAUUGUUACAAUUUAAAAGUAACAUCACACAUUGGCGCUGCACUAUCACUGCAGAUAACUGGCUCAAUGUUUCUUUGGGUAGGGUUGUAAAUUGCAGAGGUGACAUGUCUUCAAUAUACAAGCAGUGUAAUACGUUUUCAAUGAUUAAGCUCCUGGCAGCACAACAACUCCUAGUUGACAUUAAGCUUUGAAUGGAGGAGAUGUAGCAGUAAAGAUAACAUAUUGAUAAGGUGGAAACCAGAUUUUUUAUCUACUAAUCCAACGUUGGUUUUCAGUUCGUAGGGCAUCACACUAAUAAUUAAAAAGGAGUGCAUUACCAGUGCAAGUGAUAUAGCUACUCAAAUAUUUUAGAUACCGUAGGCAAGACUGGGAAUUUUCUUAUGGCAAUUUGAUUGUAUUGGUGGUGUGCAUUAUGAGUUCAGGCGGAGUAGCAGGUUUAAGCUAAUGCUGGUGUUUGUCACCACCAGACAUGGAUGGCCUUCUCCAUCUGUUCCCUGGGAGACUUUGGUUAUUAUUGACUCAAGCACAAAUCCAUCUUGGGUGGAUGGACGGUCAUUACUAGGGUUGCUGUCCCACACGGAACACCAUUAGUGUGUAGAUUACAGUGCAGUAAUGUCAUAUGUUGAAACUGAUAGUCACUGCUACUGUCGUCACACAAUGGAUUUCUGAUGCCUCCACAAUCCUCACUCACAGCUUUAGGACUAUUUGAGCACAACACACUGAAGGAAGUUUCAUUCAGCUCCACACAGAAGUAACACAACUAUUAUUGGUAUGAUUAUAAUGCACUUUUUGCACAUUUUUCCAUACUGAAUUUGGUCUAACAUUAUUUUUCUAAAAUGCAGUAGUAUACGCAGUAGUAUAUGAACAUAAACAGUGAGUCUGAGAAAAGUACAAUCCUCAAAUUUUGGUGCUUCUCUCAUUCCGUUAUUGUGCAAGGUAGUGAAACCUGUAACCUUCAGGUGUGAAAAGUAGUUGCUUUCCAGUAAUCUCCACCCUCUAACUGGGGACAGUUGAUUAUGGGCCAGCCCAUUCUCAAAAUGUUAUGUUGUCCCUUAUGAUCAGACAGAGGAUUUCUCUGAUGUGUUUUCAGUGUAUCCUGAAGGUGAUAUUCUGGACAACAAUCCUUGGAUCAGUAUUCUAUCAUUUUAUUAAAAAACUCCCUUAUGAAAUUGGAAUUAUGUGUUGGUCUAUAUGUAUAUAUAUAUAGGAAUUCCAUGCUUUUGGUUUCCAGUGACUAAAAAGACUACAUACUGCGAGGAAUUUAAUCUUAUCACUGAAGCCAAUGGUCAAUUUGCCGGAAAAAGUGUAUUGCCACCUGAUGACCACUUUUACUUGUCACUAAAGAAAGAAAUGUAUCCAAAGGUAGUUUACCAAAACACAGACAGAAAGAUAGAACAUGGCAUGGGUGGAGAAUCAGUGCUAAAACUUACAAAUGUCAAAAACCAAAUAUCCUAAAACUCGUUCCAAAGACUACAAACAAAGUAUCUGGCGACAUCAUGACUCAUUCAGAGAACUGCAGGCACACAAAAAGGUUAUCAUUCAUCACCUACUGAAGUGUUACUAAACACAUUCAAACACAUUUCUCUGUUGACUGUUAUCUCUGAGAGAGAUGGCAAAUGGUUUUGGCUUUGACUUUGUAAAGGCCUUCUAACUACAUAAACUGUGUAUUUAAGCUAUAGUACGUUGCUUGAUCUCUAACUUUGCUGUACUGAACUGUAAUUGCAUUUCGCGAGAAUAGACUGUUCCUGUUUGCCUUUGAUAUUAUCUAUUAAUGUGUAGAAGAUAUGAAGUAAUGUUUGCAUGCAUACAAAUGGGCUGGGGUUGGAAACUGCUUUGGUCUUGUCCCGAACAGGACCAUUAUACAAAAACACUGAAGUUAUUAAAGAACUGAAAUAUAGAGUUUUUAACCAUUUAAAUGAUCAGUUACAUUGUAAAUAUUUACCUGAUGAAAAUGUACACAUUGUAAUACAUCAAUUAAAACACUUUAGAAACUA
Molecule: messenger RNA, 4911 nt
Organism: Etheostoma spectabile (orangethroat darter)
Lineage: Eukaryota; Metazoa; Chordata; Actinopteri; Perciformes; Percidae
Product: insulin-like growth factor-binding protein 4
Biological process (GO): regulation of insulin-like growth factor receptor signaling pathway
Cellular component (GO): extracellular region
Molecular function (GO): insulin-like growth factor I binding; insulin-like growth factor II binding
Source: RefSeq, a predicted model, not a curated record